AUGGCAACUUACAAGGAGUCACCAUUUUAUAAUUUCAAAGUCUUAGACCGAAAUGGAAAGGAAUAUCCGCUGUCCUCUACAAAGGGCAAAGUUGUCCUUGUCGUGAACACCGCGUCGAAAUGCAGCUUUACUGUCCAGUACCAAGGCUUGGAGGAAAUCUACCGUCGGCUUCAGGAACAGUAUAAUGAGGACUUUGUCAUCUUGGGGUUUCCUUGUAAUCAAUUUCUACGACAGGAGCCUGGCUCCAACAACGACAUCCAGAGCUUCUGCCAGCUCAACUACGGGGUCACGUUUCCAGUACUGGACAAAGUGAACGUCAAUGGAGGCCAGGCAGCGCCCAUCUACCAAUGGCUGAAGCAGCAGAAGAAAGGAUCACUGGGAUGUCAGAGAGUUACAUGGAAUUUUACGAAGGUAUAG
Molecule: messenger RNA, 417 nt
Organism: Penicillium angulare
Lineage: Eukaryota; Fungi; Ascomycota; Eurotiomycetes; Eurotiales; Aspergillaceae
Product: glutathione peroxidase
Exons: 2
Coding region: 1-417 (138 amino acids)
Biological process (GO): response to oxidative stress
Molecular function (GO): glutathione peroxidase activity
Source: RefSeq, a predicted model, not a curated record